Dermacentor andersoni is the source of this 3228-nucleotide messenger RNA. The record is from RefSeq and is a predicted model, not a curated record. Lineage: Eukaryota; Metazoa; Arthropoda; Arachnida; Ixodida; Ixodidae.
AUGGCUGAGCGCCAGCAUAAUUUUUCUGCACGUUUGGAGGAGUUUACUGGCUCCAACUGGGCAUCGUGGUUCGGCCGGCUACAGUUUUUCUUCGAGGCCAACGAUGUGACUCACCCUGUCAAGCAACGAGCACACUUGCUUACACUGUGCGGUGCUCAAAUUUACGACGUGGUUUGUGCGCUGCUUCAACCGAAGACGCCCGACCAAGUGAGCUAUGCCGAGAUCGUGGCCGCACUUCAGGCACACUACGACCCUCGACCGUCCGAAGUCUACAGUCGUGCGAUGUUCCAAAGGCGAGAUCAGCUUCCAGGCGAGUCGGUAAACGACUACGUGGCCGCUCUACGCAAGUUGGCUACGAGCUGCAAUUUCGGCACGCUGCCGACUGCAACAACAGCUACGGCGACGCCAGCUGAGGGAACGGCAUCAGCAACACAGCAGGGAGCUACGGGCUGCAAUCCAACGCUUCUGCCACACCCUGGACGCAAUUGGUUUGACAAGCUGGGCAUCGAGCUUCACGGCAUUCACCAGACAACGGAGGAAGGCAGUUUGACCGAGUUGCUACAGAAGCAUGAAGACAUUUUUCGUGAAGACACCACAGGACACACGGGUGCGCCAGUGAAUCUGGAACUGAAGGAAGGGGCAAGCCCCAAGUUUUUGAAGGCACGGCCUGUGCUCUUUGCCAUGCGCGCAUCAACUGAGGCACAGAUUGACAAGUACGUAGAAGACGGUAUUUGGGAGCCAGUCCAACACUCAGACUGGGCUACACCGCUAGUAUGGGUGCGCAAAAAAGAUGGAAGCUUGCGCGCCUGCGGUGACUACCGCUGUACAAUGAAUGAAGCUGCGAAAAAGGCUUCAUACCCCCUGCCCACAACAGAGGAAGUGUUUAGCACUUUGAAAGGUGGCCGGGUGUUUAGCACCUUGGACUUGGCUCAAGCUUACACUCAACUUCAUGUGACUCCAGCGACAGCACAGAUUCUCACAAUAAACACUACAAAAGGGCUGUACAAGGUAAACAGGCUUCCUUUUGGCGUUUCAGCAGCCCCAGCAAUUUUCCAGCGGUUUAUGGAUACCACUUUGAGCGGCUUGCCGGGAGUUUGUGUUUACCUGGACGAUAUCAUCGUGACUGGAGCAACCGCGCAAGAGCACAAGGACCGCCUAGCGUCAGUUCUCCAGCGGCUGGCUCAGGCAAACCUACGAUUGUGCAAAUCCAAGUGUCAGUUUGGUGUGGCAGAGGUUAAAUUCCUGGGUCACAGGAUUGAUGCAGCAGGGAUUCACACAUCUGAGGAAAAAGUGGAAGCUAUCGUGAAGGCACCAGCGCCCACAAGUAAGCAGACACUGCAGUCAUUUUUAGGCAUGUUGGCCUUCUAUGAUCGAUUUCUAGAGCGUCGUGCUACAGUUGCAGCAACCCUGUAUGAACUUCUGGCUAAGGACAAGACUUGGAAAUGGGAGCAAAGGCAUCAAAGGGCGUUUGAUGAGCUCAAACGUUGCUUGUUGUCGAGGACUGUCUUGUCACACUAUGACGAAACCAAGCCCCUCUUGAUUUCGUGUGAUGCUUCACCUUAUGGUGUAGGUGCCGUGCUUGCUCAGCUGGACAGCCUAGGCAGAGAGGCACCGAUUGCGUUUGCAUCCCGGACAUUGGGUGCUGCUGAACGUAACUAUGCACAACUUGACCGUGAAGGUCUUGCUGUAGUCUUUGCAGCCACACACUUCCACAAGUACAUUGUGGGUCGAGAAGUCACGUUCGUGACUGACCACCAGCCGUUACUAGGGAUUCUCGGACCACGGAAGCCGGUACCAGAAAUGCUUUCGCCCCGAAUGAAAAGGUGGUGCCUUAAACUGUCAGCAUACAACUACAACCUCCAGUAUCGUGCCGGUAGUCGUCAUCAGAAUGCAGAUGCGCUGAGUAGACUGCCUCUGCCAGACCGCAUUGAAGAGCCUAACCCACCUGGAGACGUGCUCAUGUUCGAGGCGUUACCACGACCGCCGUUGACAGCUGAGGUUGUGGCCACACUAACGCAAGAAGAUCCAAUCCUAGCAGAGGUAUUUUCAGCAGUACAGAAUGGCACCGUGCAGCGUCUGCAGGGAGACAGUUUCACCCCAUACCGCAGAAGAGCCACUGAACUUGCUAUCCAUCGAGGAUGCAUCAGCUGGGGCUCAAGAAUUGUCAUACCGGCAGGAGCACGAGAACAGGCCAUUUCAUUAGUUCACGCAGGCCAUCGUGGAAUUGUAUCCAUGAAAGCUUGUGCACGCAGUUAUCUUUGGUGGCCUGGCUUGGACGCCGAGAUCGAAACAACUGUCAAGUCAUGCGACCAGUGCCAGCGCACCCAGAGCGAUCCAAAAAAUGCUCCAGUUCCAAAUUGGACGCAGCCAACGACACCAUGGCACACAUUGCACCUGGACUUUGCAGGUCCGGUAGAAGGACAUACCUUUUUGGUUGUUGUCGACGCUUUCACCAAGUGGGUGGAGGUGCGAUUGGUGAACAGCCCAGCAUCAACAGCAGUCAUUAGUGUGCUGCGCUCUUUGUUUGCCACAUUUGGCAUACCACGCAAGGUUGUGUCGGACAAUGGGUCUGCAUUUGUGUCUUCCGAGAUACAAGACUUCUACCAGAGAAAUGGCAUUCGAAGCGUAACGUCAGCCCCUUACCAUCCUGCUACAAACGGGCAAGCAGAACGUUAUGUUGGGGAACUGAAGAGGGCACUGGCCAGAGAACCAUCCGGUUCGCUCAGUGUUCGCUUGUCACGUUUUCUGUUUCGGCAGCAUACCACGGUACAUCAGUCAGCCGGGCUAACACCGGCUAAAGCCAUGUUCGGGCGGGAGCUGCCAAACCAGUUGGACCUCAUCAUUGCAUCGGAAGGACAGGAGGCUGCACAACCUGACCUACCCAAGAUUCGUCAACUCAUUCAAGGAGAAGCCGUAUGGGUAAAACAAUUCGGCAAGGGGCCAGACUGGACAGAAGGAACUCUCGUUAAAAGGAAGGGCCACAGAUCCUGGCUUGUGAAAUGCGCAGGAAGAAUUGUUAGACGCCAUCUAAACCAGCUCAGGAAGCGCACUGGCGAAGUUAGGCUGGACAGACAAGCCUCAGCAACGCUCACGUGGGGCAUGGACAGUAAUCCAGCGGAAAGCACACCAGCUAUGCCAUCUUCACGUCCACUCGAAUCCGAAUCGAGCAUACCGAAACGACCAGCACGGAUCAGACGGCAGCCUACUUGGUACAAGGCAUCCUUCUAA